AUGACUAGUUGUGUCGUCAUAAGGGCAGCGCCACGGCUCCUCAGUGUACUGCGUAGUUUGCUGUUGGGAGAUUUUGUACUUCAUUAAAAUAAAUAAAUUAAGCAACAUCGUUUUUAAUGUGAAUUCUGCCUGUUUAAGGAGUUUCCACUGAGAUAUCUGAACAAACAAAAGAGACGGUGCUGCAAGUAAAGUUGAAUGAAAUCUGCUUGACGUGCUACUGAAGAUGGAGAUUGUUAAAGAGGAGUUUAAAGAGGAGAGUGAAGACGUCAGUAUUUCAGAACCAUUCAGACUGAAGAAUGAAGAUACUGAGGAACAAAGAGACCUGAUGAAGCUGAAAGAGGAAAGUCAAGCACCGAAUGAAGUGGAGGAGAAACAUCAGGAUCAGGAACUUAAUAAUUUCGUAACUGGAGAAAAAUCAUAUAGUUGCUCACAGACUGAAAAGAAAUUCUCACAAAAAAGAACAAAAACUGAAAAUUCUUUCAUCUGUCCUCAGUGUGGAAAGACUUUCAUACAUAAAGGAAACCUUAAUAGCCACAUGCGAAUUCACACAGGAGAGAAGCCUUUUACAUGCCAUCAGUGUGGAAAAAAUUUCAGACAUAAAGGAAAUCUUAAUUUUCACAUAAGAAAUCAUUCUGGAGAGAAGCCUUUCACAUGCAAUCAGUGUGGAAAGAGUUUCACACAUAAAGGAAGUCUUAAGGAGCACAAGAGAAUUCACACUGGAGAGACUCCAUACACAUGCCUUCAGUGUGGAAAAAGUUUCACCCAAAAAGGAAGCCUUGAAAACCACACAAGAACUCAUACUGGAGAAAAGCCUUUUACAUGCAUUCAUUGUGGAAAAAGUUUCAGACAUAAAGGAAGCCUUAAUUUACACAUCAGAAUUCACUCUGGAGAGAAGCCUUUCACAUGCCAUCAGUGUAGCAAGAGUUUCACACACAAAAGAAGUCUUAUGGAGCACAUGAAAAUUCACACUGGAGAGACCCCAUACACAUGUCUUCAGUGUGGAAAGAGUUUCACACAAAAAGGAAGUCUUAAAAUCCACACAAGAACUCAUACUGGCGAAAAGCCUUUUCCAUGCCUUCAGUGUGGAAGGAGUUUCAUAGACAAAAAUGCUCUUAAUGAUCACAUGAGAAUUCACACUGGAGAGAGGCCUUUCACAUGCCUUCAGUGUGGAAAGAGUUUCAAACAUAAAAGAAGCCUCAAAAUUCACAUUAGAAUUCACAGUGGAGAGAAAUCUUACUCAUGUCCUCAGUGUGGAAAAUGUUUCUUGGUAAAAGGAACCCUUAUAAGGCACAUCAAAAUUCACACUUGAGAGAAACCUUUUGCAUAUCUUCAGUGUGGAAAGAAUCUCACAGACAAAUCAAGCCUUCAGGAUCACAUGAGAAUUCACACUGGAGCAGGGCUGGACUGAGACUAAAAAUCACCCUUGGCAAAACCAUUCCAAUUUGGGGGUGGGGGUGGAUACAUUUCCACAUUCAAGUAGAUUUGAGUUGUACUUGCAUGCUUAGAAAAUAGAUGCCUGGAGGCAUUACAUGCCAGACAGAGUGACCAGAGUUGCUUUAAAGAGACUUUGCUGGUGUGUGAUUUGUUUGCAAAAAACAUUUAGACCAUUGGUUGUGUGGCAGUGUAUGAUUGAAGAAUAUGAAUGUAAUUUAUUUCCUUUACAAAGUGUUAGCAAAUUAGCAGAAAAUACAAGAAUCUAAAUUGUCUUGACAUAGUUGGGUAAGAUGUGUAAGUUGGUGAAUGUUGGUGAAUUCACAUUUGAAUUGGCAAACUCCCCAAAAUAAGUACUUUAGGUGUGGGGUAGAUGCUUUGGGGUAAGCUGUGCCAAGGGCUCAAAUAAUAGUGAUGAUUUAGAGCUUGGCAUUAAAAUUUGGACAUUAAAAUGGCAUUAAAAAACACAUUUGACUUGUUGAAGAUUUGAAAAGGAGACCAAAUUGCUUCAUUAAAACUGAUGGAGUUUUUUGUUGCUGUUGUUGUUUUUUAUCGCAUGAUUCAUAUUAGGCAAUACUUCUUGUGAAUGGCAAGAUCAAAAUAUGUGAGGGUUUUAUAGGGCCAGGCGGCUCUGAGCAAAACCUCAAAUCUCGUCUCAUUGAUUAGACUCGAGGGGCCAUAUUUAAAACGAUAAUUAUCUUACCACUAGGCGUUCUCUGAAGAGUUCCUAGCAUAUAGUUUUUGUCAGUGUACUGGGCAUCUUGCAUGUUGAUGCUGUGGAAUUAUUUUCGGUUGACAAACACAUCUUCAUCUUGUGUUGGUGCACUGAUAUGAACUUGCAUCCCAUCAACCAACUACACCGGGUAGCCCAUCGAUGGCCACGAAUACAACUUCAUUUCUCUGCAGCAAGCACGCAUCCACAGAAAACAUGAAUUGACAGAUGAUGUGCAGUCUUGAGAGGGAAUUUAUAGUUCGAUGCAUGAUGUUGCUGACAGAUGAAUUAGAAAUUUCCAAUUCAUCUGAGCACAGUAGCAUUGUGCCUGUGGUCAGGCCAGGGAGCGCAGAGUUGUAAAAACCUUUAUUUCCAGUGUAAUUGGGUUGUUUCAGUUUGUGGGAGAGGUAAUUGCAUCCCCAACUAAGUUUAAAGUAAUGAAAACACCCUUGCGAUUAUAGUGGUACCUUUUUUUUUUAAAGGUCAAUGUCAAUAUUAUAUUAAAAUAUUAAAAUAUAUAGACUCGUUCACAAUUUAAGUGAUAAUUUUAAUAUAAUAUCAUAUUAUAUUUACUUGAUUGCAACAUGGAAAGACGACAGCACCCAUGCGUUUGGAUUUGAACUGGGGCAUUCCCUCAACCUGCUGCAUACCAUACGGUCCCCUGACCAUGUAAAUAUAUGUUGAUUUUUCUAAACAAAAAUGAUGAGGAUUGCCCAGAAGCACAUUUUGUGGAUUGGCCGGCUGUUUUUAUUCUUCCAUUGUUAAACUGCCAAAAGUUAUCACCUCGUAGGUUCAUUUGUGUCAUGGUCCCGUCACUCUGUCAGUCUGGGUUUCUGUCUGACAGGACCGUGACAUCAUCGUCCCAUGUCUGUCUUGUUUUUCGUUGUCUGUCUUGGUGUGAGCGCACAGUUUCAAUUUAUUUUCCUGCCGUGCGCCCUUCGGUCGGUCUUGUUUCAUGUCCGGAGCAUGGUGUCUGGAUCCUUACCCUUCUGUCUGGUUCAGUUUUGGUGUCGGGAUCCAGACACUCAUGUGCGUUGUGCUUGCCAUCUUGGUGGCAUGCACUCAAUAAUCUAUGUCUGUCUCUCGCGGACGCGCAUUGCGCUCGCUUUGCACUACGUGCCCGGGUCGCCAGCUGUCUUCAUGUAGUCUUCUCGUUUUUGCUGUCCAGUGCCAUUUCGUCUUGUUUUCCAGUCUGUCUUGAAUGUUGCAGUCAGUCUAGUUUGUUGGUCUGUUCAUGUUAAUCCCUGUUCCUGUGUGGUCCGGUCGGUUCUGUUCCCCGUAACUUCUGCCCCAACCUGGAUUAAUUACUUUACAUUUACGUUUGUGUUUGUUUUUUCCACUUUGUGGGAAUUUUGGGGUUCUUUUUUACCCUUUUUGUUAUAUUAAUAAAUCCUUUGUUUUUUCAAUCUGCAUUUGGGUCCUGAGCCUCUCAUUCCCAACAUUUAGACACAACUGAUCCAUUCAAAAUGUGUUUGUUACAAAAUAUAAAAAGAAUGUAUAUGGUUGAAUAUACAGUUGUUUAUUCAAAUGUUGAUGUAAUAACUAAUGCUAAAUAUGCACAUCUGUCAUGUGAGCCUGCACUGUACAAAAAUUAUUUUGACAUCUAGUUGUAUCAAAGUGCUUUUGUGAGCUGACACAACUACAUUUUUCAGGCAACUUAACAUGUUAAGUUGUGAUUUUAUCAACUUGUACUUAAAGGUGCUGUAAGCAAAUCUUUUCAUGGAAAGGUAUGCAAAAAAUGUUCCUACUCCCUGAAAUAUAUUAAUGAAAUACACCGAUCAGCCACAACAUUAAAACUACCUGCCUAAUAUUGUGUAGGUCCCCCUCGAGCCGCCAAAACAGCACCAGCCCACAUCUCAGAAUAGUAUUCUGAGAUGCUAUUUUUCUCACCACAUUUGUACAGAGUGGUUAUCUGAGUUACCGUAGACUUUGUCAGUUCGAACCAGUCUGGCCAUUCUCUGUUGACCUCUCUCAACAACAAGGCAUUUCCGUCCACAGAACUGCCCCUAACUGGAUGUUUUUUGUUUUUGGCACCAUUCGGAGUAAAUUUUAGAGACUGUUGUGUGUGAAAAUCCCAGGAGAUCAGCAGUUACAGAAAUACUCAAACCAGCCAGUCUGGCACAAAAAAUCAUCAUGUGAUUAUCUAAUCAGCCAAUCUUGUGGCUGCAGUGCAGUGCAUAAAAUCACGCAGAUACGGGUCAAGAGCUUCUGGUAAUGUUCACAUCAACCAUCAGAAUGGGGAAAAAAUGUGAUCUCAGUGAUUUGGACCGUGGCAUGAUUAUUGGUGCCAGAAGGGCUGGUUUGAAUGUUUCUGUAAUUGCUGAUCUUCUGAAAUCGCUUACAGCACCUUUAAGUUAAAUUAACAAGUGUGUUUUUCAUCUCAACUCACUUAACAAAGUUGUCUGAACAAACAAAGAUUUGCCAACUGCUAAUAUGCAUUGCUGCACAAAAAAUGUGCGAGGUUAGUGUUGUAGGACUUUUUUAUUUAAAUUUUUUUGGUAAAUGAGGAAUUUAUUUGUGGUAUUGUUGUUGUUUUUGUCAUCAAUGUUAGUUAAUAGUUGUGUGGUGAUGUUAAGAGCUUCUCUUUUACUAAAUUAUGUUUGUUGAGUCACCAUUACUGAGGUUUUGUGUGUCAAAUGUUGACAUCUGUGUGCCUCCUAAUCACGCUAUCGUGUGUGCAGACACAAAUACAAAGACAACGUUUAGAACACAAAGACAUUUUUUUUUUGAAAGAAAUUGCGACUGUACCGCCUAUGAUUUUACCUUUAAAACACAAUCGUGGUGACAAAUAAGACCAAAAACCAUGUAUAAUACCAAACAGAAGAUUGACAAACAUUGAUCAAAUGACAAACAAUGAUUUUGCAGGACAGUGUCAGUACCAGCCACAGCGCAAAAAGGCCUUUUGUGAAAGGAUAUGCAAAUAAAUACAAUGCUGAAAUAUGUCUUUGCAUUUAUUUUAAAUGUUGAAAUUAACUACAUCAAUAUCAGAUAUUACUGUUAAUGUGGUCCAAAGUGUAUUUAUUCAAUAAAGGCAUAUUGCUCAUCUGCUGGGUGCAUUUUACUUUUCCACAUGUAUCCAAACAGACAAAUAAAUAAAAAGAUAAGUUAAAGAUUGUUUCCAACAGUCAAAUGUGCCACUAUGCAACCAUUAGUUCACUCCUGUUAUCUGAGAACUAUUAUGCACGUUUAUCUACUCCACAUGACACUCUAUAACUUUAAAUGCAUAUCACAUACACUGGCAGCCAAAAGUCUAGAAUAAUGUACAGAUUUUGCUGUUUCGGAAGGAAAUUGGUACUUUAAUUCACCAUUGUGUCAUUCAGCUGAUCGCAAAUUAUAGUCAGGACAUUACUGAUGAAAAAAAAACCAGCACCAUCACUAUUUGAAAAUGUCAUUUUUGAUCAAAUCUAGACAGGCCCCAUUUCCAGCAGCCAUCACUCCACCACCUUAUCCUUGAAUAAUCAUGCUAAAUUGCUAAUUUGGUUCUAGAAAAUCACUUGCCAUUAUAUCAAACACAGUUGAAAGCUAUUUGGUUCAUUAAAUUAAGCUUAACAUUGCCUAUAUGUUUGUUUUUGAGUUGCCACAGUAUGCAAAAGGUCAAUAUUAGGUAAAAAAUAUGGCAAAAAAGAAACAGCUUUCUCUAGAAAC
This is a messenger RNA of Myxocyprinus asiaticus (Chinese sucker), 5788 nucleotides long. RefSeq names its product gastrula zinc finger protein XlCGF8.2DB-like. Gene Ontology annotation, biological process: regulation of transcription by RNA polymerase II. Gene Ontology annotation, molecular function: DNA-binding transcription factor activity; RNA polymerase II cis-regulatory region sequence-specific DNA binding. Lineage: Eukaryota; Metazoa; Chordata; Actinopteri; Cypriniformes; Catostomidae. The record is from RefSeq and is a predicted model, not a curated record. The transcript is spliced from 3 exons. Bases 224 to 1309 code for a protein of 361 amino acids.